AUGGAUUUCCUGCGCCAGAACCUCCAAACCUGGUUGACCCUGCAGAAUACUCAUUUCUUCAUUCGGCCUUUGCUUCGCACCCUCAUCUUCCUGGACCUGGACGGCUUCCCCUCGCAGCACUGGGAAGCCCUUGUGCGCCUACAACCUCGGGCCAUCGUCGAGACGUCGCCGGGCAACUUGCAAGCAUGGUUCACACUAGACACAACCUCCUCAGGACCCACGGCUGUCUACGUGACCAAGGAGCUUGCAAAAGCCUUGGGUGGCGAUCCCGGCAGUACGGCCAUGGGUCAACAGGGCCGUCUGCCAGGGAGCAUCAAUGUGAAGCCCGGGCGGGGAAACCACAAGGCCACUAUGUUGAUGGCGGACCUGCAAUGCCUGAAUGAGAAGGAGUUUCUGGCAGUCACAGCUGCUCCAAAACUCGCGGUAGUUGGAGACAGUGUGGUGAGGGCGCCGGCGAAGCCAGUCUUCAAGGCAGCGAAGCCCGAUGACAAGAGCGCGGCGGACUGGAAAGCCGCUUGCAGCUUCUUCGAGGGCAAUCCACAGGCGACGGUGUCCGACGCGAAGGCCGCGCUCCAAG
Symbiodinium necroappetens is the source of this 577-nucleotide messenger RNA. The record is from the annotation of a GenBank genome assembly. NCBI's taxonomy places the organism in Eukaryota, Dinophyceae, Suessiales, Symbiodiniaceae.